UGAAACGCGGAGCUGUCCACUGGUUCAGAUAGAUCUCUGCCGGUUUUACUGGAUGUGCAUGGGCAAUACUCUUAAUCCAAGUUAUUCUUAGCAAUACCUUUUCAAUUUGGGACAUUUUCCAGUUAUGUCUUCCUUCCUUCGUACCUGUUCGUUGGGACUUCUUUAGCAGUUGACAUCAGACAUUUCUCAGCGUCAAAGCAGCGUGCCCGUGUUGUGCGUGUGUUUACAGCCACUAUCCCACAAUGCCUCGCUCUUUCUUGGUCAAGAAAGUCAAGUUGGACGAUUUUUCCGCGGCUGAACUAGAGAGCUCGUAUGGACACAGCCGGAGAGAGGAGCUAAGUCUGCGUUUCCAUCACCAUGAUAAAGGCUACGGCUAUCUCAGUCCAUCUCACUACGAUGACGUGGUUGUAAACGACUCCUCCGUCAUCACUAAAGUCGCAUCUCCUGAACACCCCGCGCUGAUCUACGGACGCAUCGAAGACCCCUACAAUGGCGACAUCCAUGGCGACUCCGACCAACCGGACAGCCCCAGAUCCGAAGUUUCAUCGUCUGCCGGCGGCUACAUCAAUGGAGAUACGGCGGUCAGCGAAGGUUACACGGUUGACGCUUUUUUCAUCAUGGACGGUCGCUCGAGACGGAAGUCGGGGGGCAGCAGAGGGGCAGCGCAGAGGCACACAUGUAGCGAAUGCGGUAAAACCUACGCAACUUCGUCAAAUCUUAGCCGGCACAAGCAAACGCACAGAAGCAUAGAUAGCAAAAUGGCCAAGAAAUGUCCGACGUGUGGAAAAGUGUACGUAUCCAUGCCGGCAAUGGCGAUGCAUUUACUGACCCACGACUUGAAGCACAAAUGCGACGUCUGCGGAAAGGCGUUCAGUCGUCCGUGGUUACUUCAAGGUCACAUGAGGUCACAUACAGGGGAAAAACCAUUCGGAUGCGCUCAUUGUGGUAAAGCGUUCGCCGAUAGAUCGAACCUCCGCGCACACAUGCAAACUCACUCAGCCUUCAAGCAUUACAAAUGCAAAAGAUGUGACAAGACUUUCGCUCUAAAAAGUUACCUAAACAAGCAUUACGAAUCUGCAUGUUUCAAAGGCGCGUUUUCUCCUAUUAGCACUCUCAGUGAAUGACCAAUUUGACACUGUUAUGUGGGAUGAAAUUGCGUCCGUAGUGGCUUCUUCCUGUGAAAAAAAAAACAGGAACUUUGAAUCCGAGCGAGGAUCAUGAAGCAACAG
Molecule: messenger RNA, 1229 nt
Organism: Periophthalmus magnuspinnatus
Lineage: Eukaryota; Metazoa; Chordata; Actinopteri; Gobiiformes; Gobiidae
Product: transcriptional repressor scratch 1-like
Exons: 2
Coding region: 243-1124 (293 amino acids)
Biological process (GO): regulation of DNA-templated transcription
Molecular function (GO): RNA polymerase II cis-regulatory region sequence-specific DNA binding; DNA-binding transcription factor activity, RNA polymerase II-specific
Source: RefSeq, a predicted model, not a curated record